Molecule: messenger RNA, 2270 nt
Organism: Verruconis gallopava
Lineage: Eukaryota; Fungi; Ascomycota; Dothideomycetes; Venturiales; Sympoventuriaceae
Exons: 4
Coding region: 472-2241 (589 amino acids)
Biological process (GO): transmembrane transport
Cellular component (GO): membrane
Molecular function (GO): transmembrane transporter activity
Source: RefSeq, a predicted model, not a curated record
AUCUCACCCUUCGAUGGAUUUUCUUUUGCUGCAACACGGCAUUUUCCGCACUCCCCUAAGAUUCAGAACUCGCUAAAGUCUAUCAAGGUUGUCUUACCCCAAGCAUUCCCCGCAAACGACUAUACUAGAAUCGUUCCUAGUGCAGUCUCCACAACUUGCUCGUUGAUUUGUCUGAAUCAUUAGUCCGCUGUCCUCUUGUGUAUCAUUGGGCAAUAUGAGUCAUAAACGCCUUUAAGUUCAUGUUUGGCAUUCCAAAUCGACCUCAUGUCCAGACCCAAGUUGGCCUCUGAAUGACUCUAUUUGGCCGGUUCGAUCGAAAAUUCAAGUCAAAGGUAAAUCUGAGCAUGGAUAAACAUAACCAAUUCCAGUCGUCCAACAGCAUAUAUGAUCGGCAUGAUGACCAGCAUUGGAGCCCGUUGAUCAGCGGAGCCUUGAAAGCAUUACUUCUUGCAUACUGUCCAUUUUCUCGCCAUGGACAACAAAUUGGAGGCAUCUGAGACGAUUGAAAACGUCCCAAAGAAUCCAUACCUCUCCGGUACGGAUACCGAGGACGACGAAGUGGCAGCUGAAGCUAUCGGUGGCACCACGAAGGAUCUUCCGCCAGGCUACUACCGCAGCCCUAGCUUCAUCGGCACUAUUGUGGCUCUUUGCUUGGGCAAUUGCUCGUGCUAUCUUGGCUGGGUGCUUCCUGCCAAUACGUUACUUCUGAUUAAUGAGGAUAUCGGUCCCGAUCCAAAUAUUACCUGGGUUGCUCUUGUGUGGACUUUGACGAUAUCGGUCUCCUUCGUUCUCACCGGCCGCUUCUCAGACCUUCUAGGUCGUCGUUGGUUCUUCAUUAUUGGCAAUGCAAUCGGCCUAGUUGGCACAAUCCUCGGCGCAACCGCGCAUAAUGUCAACCAGCUUAUCGUUGGCAACGCCCUGACAGGGAUUGCAGCCGCUGUACAGCUAUCUUUCACAGUGGUCAUUUCCGAACUCCUACCUGCGAAGUGGCGCGGCUAUGGUAUCGGGGCACUGUUUUUCUCAUCCAUGCCUUUCGCUGCGUUUGGUCCUGUUAUUGCUCGAUCCUUCAUCACGCAUACGUCUGCUGGCUGGAGAUGGUCUUACUACCUCAACAUCAUUGUGGCAGGACUCACGGUGCUGUUAUUCUUUCUUUUUUAUCAUCCACCAACCUAUGGUAUGCUACACACAAGACACUCUAAAAGCGACAUUUUCAAGAUGCUGGACAUUGGUGGAGCUGUUUUGUUUCUUGGAGGUCUGGUCCUAUUCUUGAUUGGAAUUAGCUGGGGGGGUGUCAUUUAUCCUUGGAAGUCCGCUAAGGUUAUUGGAAUGAUUAUCGGGGGAUUUGGAAUUCUCGUUGUUUUCGUUCUUUACGAGGUAUACAUCGUGAAGGAGCAUCAACUCAUCCCCAUGCGUCUUUUCAAAAAUCGCGGCUACGUUGGCACAAUUCUCACGGCCGCCAUCGGCUCUUGCGUUUACUACUCCAUGAACGUACUUUGGCCCGCACAGAUAGGAGUUCUAUACGAGACUAGCGUGAUGAACGUGGGUUGGUGGAGCUGCGUUAUCGGUGCAGGCGCUGUCAUCGGUCAGACUCUUUGUGGUGCUCUUGUUAGAGUUCUUCGAAAGCAAAAGUGGCAACUCGUCUUUACCACACUCUGCCUCGUUGCAUUCACAGGCGGUAUGGCAGCAGCAACUACAAAGACGAGAUCGAUGGCGCUAGCAUUCGUGCUGCUAGCGAGCAUUGCGUUGGGUUACCUAGAAAACACGGCCUUCACGAUUGCUUCGUUCUGUCUUCCACCUGGAGACCUUGGCCUUGCACUCGGACUCCUCGGCUGCGUUCGAUCAUCGAUUGCUACUGUUGCAUCGGCUGUAUUUCAGACCGUUCUCAGCAAUAAACUCACCACGAACCUACCAAAGUACGUUACUCCAGCUGCCACAAACGCUGGCCUCCCCCCGUCGUCGCUGCCCGAGCUUUUCAAGGCUUUAACCACUGGAAACUUCACGUCUGUUCCCGGAAUCACGCCCGAAAUUACUGCUGCCGCUGCAGCAGCGAAUCAAACUGCUUACACAGAGUCAUUCAAGGUCGUCUACUUGGUGUCUCUUGCGUUCGGCGGCCUUGGAAUCAUCGCUUCUCUGAAUGCUCCGAAUGUUGAGAAGUUCUUCACAGAAAAUAUCCCACGUCGGUUGCACGGAAGGGAUAUUGAGAAGAAGACGUUCGCUAAUGAAAAAGUUGAACAAGUCUAAACGAAUUGUAUUCACAACGACUACCUGUU